Messenger RNA from Acanthaster planci (crown-of-thorns starfish), 3438 nucleotides. It is a transcript of the gene uvssa, whose product is annotated as UV stimulated scaffold protein A. The record is from RefSeq and is a predicted model, not a curated record. Gene Ontology annotation, molecular function: RNA polymerase II complex binding. Gene Ontology annotation, cellular component: chromosome. Lineage: Eukaryota; Metazoa; Echinodermata; Asteroidea; Valvatida; Acanthasteridae. Gene Ontology annotation, biological process: transcription-coupled nucleotide-excision repair; response to UV.
UCGUCGUAUGAAACCAAUAAAAUUCGGUACUGUAGCGGCGAAGUGUUGUUUAUGUCGCGAUGACUGUGCAAUCGCGCCAGUGUCUUUUUCUGACUGUCCGAAGUUUGAUUUGACAUUUGAAGCCCUCAUGCCAUGUUGUGCAGGCAGAGUCUCAAUCCAUCAUGAGUUCACCACUUCCUUCAAAAUCUGGAAAAGAAGGCACCAGACCCUCUGGGCAAGACCAGCUAGACAGCACCCUCUGUGAAGAACUGGAGAAAAUUGUUGAAGAAAUGACACAUUCAGGGAGGCCAAGUCUAGAAGAUAAAUCUCUGAAACAACUCAAGAGAAUCUGCAGGACAUCAGAUGCCUACGUGGAGCAUGCCUUUAACUUAUUGUCUAAUCAGCUAGCAGAGGAACACGCUGAAAUCCGUCUCUCCUCCUUCCAGAUAAUGAAUGAGCUUUUCAAUCGCUCACAUCGCUUUCGAGAACUUCUUGUAGCAGACAUGCAGGAGUUCCUGGAGUUAACUGUGGGCACCAAUAGUGAUACCCCUCUACCACCUCCUCGUGCUGCUGCUAACCUUCUGAAGGAGCAAACAUUAAAAGCAAUUCAAGAAUGGAAUGCAAAGUAUGGAAAGGCCUACAAGAAACUGGCUCUGGGAUAUGGCUUUCUCAAAUACAACAAAAUGGUUGAUUUUGCCAAUCUAGAAGCAAGGACAGCAGUAGAGCAGCGUGCCCAAGCUGCUAGACAAGCUAAAGUUGAGCUGGCUCUGGCUCAACAAGUUAGUAAGAUACUUAAUGACAUGGAUGAGACAAUCCCUGAAAUAAAUGAAUGCCUGACGCAGAUUGAUAACUGCUUUGAGCUGCUUCUACCUCACCCUACCCGCUAUAGUGAGAUAGUCACCCCUUCAGAGCAAAUAGGAUCAACUUCAACAGGCACACUGGCAAGUACACAGAAGGAUCAGCCGAUUCAUACAGAGGGGGUUUCAGAUAAAACCAGAACUACAGAAGUUAGACCAAUGGAUGCAAAACAAGUUGACAGUUUAAAAACCCCAAAACAAGGUGACAGAAGUGAAGGCGAUACCAAGAAGGACAGUCGGGAUAUUGACAGUAGUAACUCUCACCUGGUAGAGAAGAAAGAUGGACACACAAGCCCACUCCAUGAUGGGAAGGACGAUGACCUCCUUCAACAGCAUGGACUGCCUUCUUGGAAUUUCAACAUUGCUAUCAAUGUGAAUACAGAUGGUGUCAUGUUGGAAGAGGAUGAGGACAAUCAAGCCAUCUUGGUGACGUUAGAAGACAUGAAUCGUCUCAUCAAGUCUUCAUACCUUCCUCAUCUAGCUGCAUGGAUGGAGGUUUUCAUCAAAACUGGCAAACAUGAGGAUAAACUUAAGAGAUGCAUGGAUCUGAAGGAAGCUCUUAAGAAUGCAGCAGCCAAGUACGCUGAACUCGACAUCCAUUCUAAGGUGACGAGCAAGCAACAAAGGCAGUCUGCAGUGGCUGCCAAUGGGGGCGGAGAUUCUGAUAGUGAAGGGGAGGGAUUUGAGGACGUUCCGGAAAAGGAAGGAUUUGAACCAGUCAUCCCUGAUCAUCUGAGAAAAGAGUAUGGUUUAGAUCCUCUACCAACUGACGAUCAAGAUUCAUCUAAGACGUCAUCAACACAAGACAAUCUCAACUCAAGACCAUCCACCUCCAAAAGCAGCAAGGAUGACAUGAGUGACUCUCCAUCAACUACUGCUAGCAGUAGCAGUCUUGCUAAGAGUAAAGAUCUGGAGUCCUGGCACCCACUACGUGAGGCCCAACAUACAAUAGAUGAUCCAGCGUCUCAGGCUGGUACCCUCCAAGCCAUGAAGGAAAGACUACGAGCUAUCAGGGAUCAGCAUAUUGACCUGAAGACACUCAUUUCAAGUGACAGGAAGAGGAAAUCAGAUGACAAGGAAGUGACAGCCGAGAAGCGUCAGCGUCAAGAGUUGCUGGCCAAAGCUCCUUAUGUUCCAUUUGGUGUGGACUUGGAGCACUGGACUAAUCCAGACAAGAUAGAAGCACCAACAGUUGUACUGGCUGAUACUGCUGAGGUUGUUUGGAGUUCAUCAGCACCAGAUGAGGUCAAAGUUAUGGAGGCGGUCAAGGAUAGCCUGACAACCCGUGUCUUCAACUACACUGGAAAGUUUGAGCCAGUAAAAUGGACGUGCCGAGCCCCUUUGCCAUCUGGGAAGCUUUGCCAGAGGAUGGACAGGUUUAAGUGUCCUUUCCAUGGAAAAAUUAUUCCAAGAGAUGAGCAAGGUAAACCACAGAAUCCAGAAGACAAGGCCAAAUUUCAGCUGACAGAGGAGCAAGAAAAACAAGCUAAAUCUCUCCUCGCUGAUGCAGAGCUCCAAAAAGACAUAGAGGGUGGGCUAGGCAUUGAUUUGGGAUCCACGUCAAGUGGCAAAGGAAAAGGGGACAAGAAGGGUAAAGGAAAGGCGAAGAAGUACCCCAACUUGACUGACCUGUCCAAAACGUCCAACACCGCCAUGAACAGAUUGGAAAAGAAGGUGCUAAAUAAGAGUGCUCUUCGAAGGGUUGCCAAUGCCAUGAAUAAGCUGGAGCAACGACGUUAUCAUGACAAAUACGCAAAUAACUUUAACUACCGGUAGUCCUCAUGUCUGUGUUAAACUUCCCAAGAAAACACAAACCGAGAAGAGAGUACAAAUUGGCACUCUUAUGUGCAAGUGGCUGAAUUGUUACAUGUCGGAAUACAGGGGUGGAAAUCUCCAGCAGAAAAAUUAGGAGUAAGAUUUCAAUUAGAUCUGCCAAGGGAUUCAAAGAAGAGAAGCCAAUGGUCUCAAUGCAUUAUUCUUUGGGGGUAUGUUUUAAGCUGCUUCCUGACCAUAAAUGGAUCAUAAUUACUGAUGGAUUUCCUCAUGGAAUCCAAAAGUCCCUUUUUAUAGUUGCUGUGAUUGUGCCUUAUUUGCAGUGAUAACUUCAUAUAGCAUACAAAGUGACUCAUUCCCUUAGGAUUCGUUUUAAUGGAUCUCAGGUAUGGACAUGAAUGUUACGCACUAGGCACAACACAUGUACAUGUAAGUUACAUUUAGCUUGAAAGGUCCGUUCAGUGGAAACAUAAUGAAAGUCUUGAUGAGUUACUGUAGUCCCCCGAGGGGAUUUUUGUCAAGUGAAGUUGUGAGGUGUGGUACAGAAGAGGGAUGGUUUCAGUUCUGAAUAAAAGUACACUGUACAUGUCUGUAUACACCAUUAAUCAUUUACAUGCUGUAUUGGUCGAGCAGUAAAUUUUUAAAGUUGACAGGUGUGCUGUUUUUACUCUCAAAACUCACUUUUGAUGAAGUUCGAAAAUUUUACUCGGGUAGGAGUUUUUUGAGGGGAAGAAGAAAACUAUAUGAAUAUUCCACCAUCAUGUUGAAAUAUGUGGGUGAAUUUAAAUGAAGUAAUUAACGAAAUACAAAUAAAAGCCGAUGGACAAAA